GUCUAUGCUUAAUGAUAAAAUUCAAAAUGUGUGCCGUACAAAUUUUAUAUUGAUGAAAAUGGCAAGUAAUUCUGUAGGACGUAGAUCAUCUACUAACCCUGUACGGAUAUCUUUGAUCGAUAGGGAAGACAAAAGCUUAACACGGACUGAUUCAAGAAGAACGCAAACGUUGAUACCAAAGAUUUCUAUAACUUCAGUUGAUAAUUGUCAUAUACCCAGACCGCGAGGUCCGAGUAUAAAAGGAACAGGGUGUAGGUCUUUAUCAGCUGAUCAUGCUAGCAGUACUGUUCCAAAAGGUCCAAGAAAGGACUCAAGACCAUUAACAGGUAAAACUCCACUUCGUCAUGCUCCUACAACUCCAAUUACACCUAGAGGACUUCCAACAGGACGAAGAUCUUUAUCAGCUGAUCGUGCUAGCAGUAUUGGUGCAAAAGGUCCAAGAAAGGAUCGAAGACCAUUAACAGAUAAACCUUACCAAGCUCGUAUGCUUGCCAGAAUAGACAAUUUUUUUGCUCUAAAUCAUUAUUCCUCUAUGCUUAAUAGUAAUGGUAGCUUGAAACCCAUUACCUUGAAAAUGUUUGUAGAAGUUACUGCUCAUUUAAUGAAAAUAUUAAAUGUUAAACAAACCCUUACAGUUAUCAAUUAUCUAGAGGAAUUGCCAAAAAUAGGAAAGAAACUUCAUUAUCCAGGCAUUAUUAAUAAAUCUUGGUUAAGAACUGCGAAUGCUAUGCAUUCUUGGCCUUAUGUUUUGGGCUGGAUCAGCUGGUUAGUAGAAAUUUGUGAAGUAAUGGAAAUAGCUUCUCAAAAAUUUAACUUAGAAAACUUAUCAUUCACGGGCGAUCAGAGAGAAGCCAAAAUUAAUAAAAAUACUUUCUUCUCUAUGCUUGAUUUUUACAAUGCCUGGAAUGAAGAAAAACUCGAUGAAGAAGCAGCGAUGGUUGAAAGAUAUUUACAACAGUUUGAAGAGGAGCAAGGAGUUACCGAACAAAUGUUAAAUAAUGCAUGCUCCGAAUUAGAUGAAGAAAUGGAUAAAUUCCAAGUAGCUGAAGAAGAUGCAAAUAAAAUUGAUGAAGAGGUGAAGCACCUGCAAGAAGUAUUGUCGUCUUUGCAAAAGGAGGAAUCAAAACAAUUAAAUGAAAUUGGUGCAAAAGAAGAAUCCUUAAAAACAAUUAAUUCUGAAACAGAACAAAUAAAUGCUGAGUGUGAUGCAUUACGCGAACAGAUUCGUUUACAAAAAAUACAGCGUGAUGAACUACUUUCAACUGUUAAACAACAGCCAAUGACAGCAGUGGAAAGAGAUAAAAUUUUGGAAAAAUGUUUGGAGAUUGAAAGAUAUACGAACCUAUUUGACGAACAUUUAGAAGAUAUACGAAAGGAGUUGUAUACUACAGAUAUUAAAUUGGCAUCUGUUAACAAUAAUGUAACCAAAGCAAUUCUCAAAUAUAAUAAAGAAAUAAUAUUUAUGCACCUUAGUGACAAUAUAGGUGUACAUUUAGAAGAAUUAAAGAUGCCAGAAAAAGGUAUAUUGGAUCCUCAAAUUAUGGAAGUAUUAAGAUCUAAAGCCAGUUCAUUGAAUAAUCUUAAAGAACUACUAAAAAGACGAAUUACUGAGAAAGAACGUUCGUUAGAAGUAAGUUUCAAUGAAUUGGAAAAUCUUAAGGAAAAAAUGAAAAUCUUGGAAGAAGAAAGUAGUGAUGUUGCUAACAGAAUUAAGGAAAAAAAAGAUCUUAUAACUAAAAUUAAAGCUGAUGCUAAAAAUGAAGAAGCAAAAUUAAAAAAACAAAUAAAAAAUUUGCAAAAUGAUAUUAAAAAAAUACAAGAGUUGAAGCCAGAUAUAGAAAAAGUUUCUGCAGAAUUAAAAGAAUCAACAGACAAGCUAGAUGCAGUUCAGAGAAGAAAAGAAUAUAUAGAGGAGUCUGCAAAAUUAUUUUUUGAUAGAUUUUAUAAGAUUUUAGAGGAAAACAGAAGCGAACUUCACAAUAUAUUAGCGGAACGUAAUAAAUAAUUUACAUACAAAUGUUUUAAAAAUAUCAUUUUUAUAUACAAUAUACUUUACAUGUACAAGUUAAA
Messenger RNA from Osmia bicornis bicornis, 2070 nucleotides. It is a transcript of the gene Ndc80, whose product is annotated as kinetochore protein ndc80-like. Gene Ontology annotation, biological process: attachment of mitotic spindle microtubules to kinetochore. The record is from RefSeq and is a predicted model, not a curated record. Lineage: Eukaryota; Metazoa; Arthropoda; Insecta; Hymenoptera; Megachilidae. The transcript is spliced from 3 exons. Bases 5 to 2005 code for a protein of 666 amino acids. Gene Ontology annotation, cellular component: Ndc80 complex.